This is a messenger RNA of Centruroides sculpturatus (bark scorpion), 2030 nucleotides long. RefSeq lists its product as uncharacterized. Bases 129 to 1451 code for a protein of 440 amino acids. The transcript has 7 exons. Gene Ontology annotation, molecular function: DNA-binding transcription factor activity, RNA polymerase II-specific; sequence-specific DNA binding. Gene Ontology annotation, cellular component: nucleus. Gene Ontology annotation, biological process: cell differentiation; regulation of transcription by RNA polymerase II. NCBI's taxonomy places the organism in Eukaryota, Metazoa, Arthropoda, Arachnida, Scorpiones, Buthidae. The record is from RefSeq and is a predicted model, not a curated record.
ACAGUUCGGUAAAAUAAAUGUUUCUUUACACUCGAUUCAUAUGUACAAAUUGGAAUAACCCGUGAAAUUUACGAAUUCCUGUAUAAAAAGUACAGAGAAAAAAAUAAAUAAUAAUUCAAUAGGCACAAAUGCCAUGGGAUGCUGGAAGUCACCAAACCGAGAAUUCGAAUGGGAAUUGCAUAUUAUCUUCUCAACGCUUCAGACCUGAGGAAAGUUAUCAGAUGGCAAAACAGUCCAUAGAGGUUGACGUCUAUUGUCAAACUGACGGAAUAACCUUUCAUUCACCCAUGAAGAGCGAAAGGAAGUUGGAGUGGCCUAGCUGCUGUUUAUUCUGCACUAACAACACUCAAUCGAGCAAGGUUUAUCUUCAGGAUCAAUCAAGCGAUGCCUCGUGUUACAGAGACGGUCAGGUGUUUAGAAGAAGGCAUUCUAAAUCUGUAAACGGGGAUUACGUCAACGAAUAUAGACGUCAAUCUCAAGUUUAUGGCUUCGCAUCCCAUUUAGGAAGACGAUCUGACGAAUCUAGACAAUACUUCACCGAGUGGACAUCAUACAACAGCGAUUGGGAAGAAAUCGCUGAUUCUGACGUGCAAACAGAAUCUAGGAAUUGGACUUGGACGCAGAGCAACAACUGUUUAUCAUCCUGUCACGGUACAGCUUAUAUGACACCCUUAGCUACACCCAGCCCUUCAGAAAGUGGACGAACAACGCUAAUCACUUCUCAAUUUAUUGUAAAACAAGAGAAUUUCACUCAAAAAAUGAAUGAAGGUUUGAGCCCGUGUAACACAAGAGAUCCAUCGAACCGUCGAUUCUGUGCGGUUAAAUGCGAGCCACCACCUUCACCUUUGACCCCUUCUCCGAGUCCCGCUCACACAUGGGACACAAGUGGAAGUCCGACAGGUCCCGGACCGGGUCAAAGACGAGGAAAUUUACAACUGUGGCAAUUUUUGGUGGCUCUGCUAGACGAUCCAGCAAAUUCCAAUUUCAUAGCAUGGACAGGUCGAGGGAUGGAGUUUAAGCUCAUUGAACCAGAAGAGGUGGCUCGACGAUGGGGUUUGCAAAAAAAUCGUCCCGCUAUGAAUUAUGAUAAGUUGAGUCGCUCGCUUAGGUAUUACUAUGAAAAAGGUAUUAUGCAAAAGGUUGCAGGUGAACGGUACGUCUACAAAUUCGUUUCCGAUCCAGAUUUACUAUUCACUCUAGCAUUCAAAGAAAGCCCUAAACAAAACUUGGACAUUUAUCAAGGAAGUUACACGCAACACCAAUUGACUGAUCCGACAGUGUAUCAACAGCGAUCCAACGAGCAAGCAAUGACUAACUGUCAGCCAGUGUCAUCUAGUAGUGGAGAAGCAGAGUACCAACCGUUGACGUGUCUACAGGACUUGACAAGUCGAUCGCAUUCUAGCAUGAGCGAAGUCACCAACAGACUGUCGAUAGAGGGAUGUGUCUUUUGAAGGCAACAGAAUAGCUAACGUACCUCUUUUCACCUCUGGGAAACAUGUACAGGAAGUAUAAGCUAUUGGUCCAAUGGUUUUUUCCCCCCUCUAACCGAAAAAAACCGAUCACUUCCUGCUUAGAGAUGGCUUGAAGUAUCUUCUCUUCUAUUCUUUCUUAAGUUUGUCACUUCUGUAAAUAGUGAAAUUUAUGUAUUCUCUUCAAUGGAGUGAAUUGCUUCACCAUAUCUGUACAUCUAGAGAUAAAAAGUAUUGUAUAAUUCUAUAGCUUGUAGUUUAGUUUUCAUUUAAGAUACCUCCACUUAUGUUGGAUACGUCUUUCUUUUGUAAUUUAUUAUUAUUAUAAUUAUUAUUAUUCUCAAAGAAUAUAUACCAAAUGCUCAAGAAAUUAAUAAUAAAAAUCUUCAUUUCGUUUAAGAAUUUUUAUAUUUUAUUAUCCUGUCGACGAGUAGUCUGGUUUAUAUCAGGAAAAUGAUGUUGCCCUCGAGAGAUUCAUAUAUUACCAAUGGCAUCCGGAUUUUCGAAUUUCGACCUUCGUCGACGUCACACUACUCUGACCUUAAACUUGACUUAUAGACC